Molecule: messenger RNA, 489 nt
Organism: Eruca vesicaria subsp. sativa (arugula)
Lineage: Eukaryota; Viridiplantae; Streptophyta; Magnoliopsida; Brassicales; Brassicaceae
Source: the annotation of a GenBank genome assembly
AUGAAGAAUCUAGCAGUUCUGGUUGCUGUGAUUUUCUUCUCAUGCUGUGUCACAUCUCAAGUCACAGCAAGUGACUUGUUAUCAGACCAAUCAUUGCAUAGUGAAAAAUUUUGGAAUCACCCCUUCUACCCUUACUACCACCCUAAACCACAUUGGCCGUUUCCACGUGCUGCCGGAAAGGCAUUCCCGUCAAUCUCCACGGGCUACAAUUACCCCUUCCACCCAAUUCCCUUCCAUCCACCACCGGUAGUCAUCAAAUGCUUGUCUGAUUGCAAGGAGGUACGCACUUGUUUGGUGGAUAUUGCUAAGGCUUUUUACACUCGCAAACCCCUUAUUGGAACGGAAUGUUGCGCUUCCAUACAGAAGAUGGAUAGAGACUGUGAUAAGACUAUCUUUGGAGCUUACCAUAACCCUUUCUUUGACUACGUUGUUAAGCUACAUUGUGCCACCAAAGCUGGAUCUAUUGCUUCUGCUCCAUCACCGGCUUAG